UAAGUGUCGCCAUAUUGGGCCGUUUGUUAUGAUGUGGGCCGAAGCACUUGUCAACAAUUAGGGGUGUUAACGCCAUGGCCGUAGACUUCUGCGACUAUUUUUGGGGGGAAGAACACAAUGGCUGGAAUGUGUUGUAUCAGAAUAUGAAACAGGGCCAAACAGCCAGCAAGGAAUUAGCAGAAUUUUUUAAGGAAAGAUGGUCUAUUGAUGAAACUUACUCCAAGUCUCUUGUUAAACUAGCCAACAAGGCUAGUACAAAUACGGAAAAAGGAACUUAUGCUCCUAUAUUUGUGGUGCUACGCCAGUCAUCUGAGAAAUUAAGCAACAUUCACAGUCACACCGUCCAACGCGUCCAGGACUUAGUUAAGGAAGUAGUCAAGUAUAGUGAUGAUCUUCAUAAAAAACAUAAAGGGGUGAAGGAUGAAGAAAGCCAAACAGAAGAAAUUGUCAAGACUAUACAAACUACAGGUGGCUUGGCACAAAAAGCACGGGAAACCUACAGCCAAAGGUGUCAGGUAAGUAAAGUGUAGCUAUUAAGAUUUCUG
Macrobrachium nipponense is the source of this 545-nucleotide messenger RNA. RefSeq names its product F-BAR domain only protein 2-like. Gene Ontology annotation, biological process: clathrin coat assembly; clathrin-dependent endocytosis. The transcript has 4 exons. Bases 75 to 530 code for a protein of 151 amino acids. NCBI's taxonomy places the organism in Eukaryota, Metazoa, Arthropoda, Malacostraca, Decapoda, Palaemonidae. Gene Ontology annotation, cellular component: plasma membrane; clathrin-coated vesicle; cytoplasm. The record is from RefSeq and is a predicted model, not a curated record.